AUGUCGACCUACACCGAUCCGGAACACUUCAGCAGUGUGGGAUGGCUGACCUCAGCAUCAGCGGUGCCCAAGAUCGGGAAAAGCUCUGCUUGUGCCUCCUUUCUGAAUCUGGGCGGGCUGGCGAGUGCUGCCGCCGGUGCCGCCACUUCAGCUGCUGGCCCUUUGGGUGGGGCCGUGGGUGGCCUUACUGGUGGGCUUGGUGGGAAGGCUGGCUCUUCUCAGAGCGUUUUGACGCCGGAGCCCAAAGCCGAAGAUCCGCGGGACCGUUUCAAACUGAUGUUGGAGUUCAAACGCACUGGCUAUCCUGACGACCAUUAUCCUCAACCAGAUGCUGGCAGUCCUGGCCAGCUUGCCUUCGCGGCGCUGCAUUGGUCGAGACAUGAGGUCGCCAAUGCCCUUCGGGCCAUGGAGAGCAUGCGCUUCGUGGAGCAGCAAGCCCAAGUUGCAAAGGCAAUCGCGGACAAAGCCGCGAUACAACUGACUUACCUCAUGGAGUCUCCUUACAUGCUGUUCGAGACGGGAGAUCACUUCUCACACUACGGCUCCCAGGCAAGCACACCGCCUGACCUCCAAAGAGGACGCCUGAGCAUGACAGGCAGAAAGGCCUCCACUUUCUGUGAAGCACAGGCCAAAGUUGCCGAGUCCGAUAUGCCUGUGUUGAGUAUGGGCUUCAUGCCAACCGCACUCGUCUCUGGACUGCCAGCGCUCGCUCAGCGACCUCCGUUGCUUGGUCCCACAGCAGCGAUGGGUUGCAUCCCACACUUCCCAGUGCAAGGUACACAGACGCAAAUGGCCCCAAUGCUGCCAGGUAUGAUGGGUCCUCCGCAUGCAGCCAUGCAAUCUGCGCAACCAAGCUUCUCAAGCCAGCCUCGAAGUUUGGGCUGCACCGGCUGCGGGGCAUGUUCAUCCCAGGCCCUUGGUGCUCAGCCCAUGGUGGGCAUUAACACCGGUCCGAUGGCGCCGGCUCACCUACAUGGUGCCAUGGGAGUGCCAAUUGGAGGCGCGAACGAUGUGCAAAUCUGUGCAAGGCAUGGAACCAUGAUGGGUUUACUGCAGGCCUGUCGACAUUGUGUGGGCCUUGGAGCUCUUGAUGCCUGGACAUUCAUGGCUGGACAUAGUGGCAAUGCGACUGGCCGUGGGGAGCAUCAAUCAAAACCAACAUGGGUUGUCUAG
Symbiodinium sp. CCMP2592 is the source of this 1173-nucleotide messenger RNA. The record is from the annotation of a GenBank genome assembly. Lineage: Eukaryota; Dinophyceae; Suessiales; Symbiodiniaceae.